Messenger RNA from Glarea lozoyensis ATCC 20868, 912 nucleotides. RefSeq lists its product as uncharacterized. The record is from RefSeq and is a predicted model, not a curated record. NCBI's taxonomy places the organism in Eukaryota, Fungi, Ascomycota, Leotiomycetes, Helotiales, Helotiaceae. The coding region runs from base 1 to 912 and encodes 303 amino acids. The transcript is spliced from 3 exons.
AUGGCCACCCCUUUCCCCGCGUCGUCCAAAGAUUCCCGCCAGGAUGUACUCGACGGAGACCACAAGCACACUUUGAUUGAUCGCUUUUGGGGAAUCUUCUCGGUUGGCCUUCCGACGAAGAAGCGGUCUUUGCAGAUCCAGGAAGAGCCCAAUGGUGACUCGUCGCCAUGGACUAUCCCCGUCUAUGUACUUUCAACUCGCCAGGACAAGGACAAGCACCAAAUCGCAGUGCAAGCAAAAUGCACCAUCGAUACUGGCAACAUGCAAGGCAACAUCGUCUCACGAAAAUUCAUCGAAAUGCUUGGGUAUCCAGAGUCCGCCAUCGCUCCCUUGACCAAAGAAGAGGAAGCCGGGGCCACUAGCGUAACUGGACAUCGGCUCAUUCCCCAAGGUGCAAUAAACUUAACCUGGUACCACAAGAAGAGUACUCGCGUGUUUCGCGAUACACGUUUUCUCAUCUCUCCCAACGAGCAUUACGAUCUUAUUAUUGGUGCUUGGUCCAUCCAAAAAGACAGGAUCCUGGAUGUGCCGAACUUGAUGCUUGAUAUAAUCACAUUCACGCGACUCAUAGACCUUGACCUGGAUUCAGCGCAUGAGGAUGUGCGCAACAGAAGAUAUAAAGUCAAAGAUCAAGUGGCCCAAUUGAGGAACGACAUCAACAACGCACGCAAACUUGGAGAAGAGGGAAGUAUUCCUAAGUACGAACAAGAGCAAAAAGAUCUAAAUAAGGAAUAUGCAAUUUGGACUAACCCGGGGUGGAGCGACGAUGAAAAGUUGGGCCACGUAAAAACUUUGAAGGCAGACCUUAAGGCAAAACUGGUACUAUCAGAGCAGAAUCGCGAAGUCGAGACCGAAGAUGCCCCUCCGCCUUACAAUGACAAGCAAAGCUUGGAUAAGAAAACUUCUAAAUAG